This is a messenger RNA of Neltuma alba, 351 nucleotides long. Its product is annotated as putative glycine-rich cell wall structural protein 1. NCBI's taxonomy places the organism in Eukaryota, Viridiplantae, Streptophyta, Magnoliopsida, Fabales, Fabaceae. The record is from RefSeq and is a predicted model, not a curated record. The coding region runs from base 1 to 351 and encodes 116 amino acids. The transcript has 2 exons.
AUGUAUGUUGAGAAGGAUGCCAUUGGUGGUGGUAGUAGUGGUGGUGGUGGCGGUGGCGGUGGCGGUGGCGGCAGUGAUAGUGGCAGUAGUGAUGGUGGUGGUGGUGGUAGUGGUAGUGGUGGUAGUAGUGGUGGCAGUGGUGGUCUUGGUAGUAGUGGUGGUUGUGGUAGUGGUCGUGGUGGUGGUGGUUCUGGUAGUGGUGGUGGUGGUAGUAGCGGUGGUGGUGGCGGUGGUAGUGGUAGUAGUGGUAAUAGUAGUGGUAGUGGUAGUAGUGGUGGUGGUAGUGGUAGUAAUGGUAAUGGUGGCGGCGGCGGCGGUUAUGAACACAUUUUUUUCCUGCAAAGUGCGUAG